CUUGCAUGGUGAGGGAACCGAGGGGGAGAAAGAAAACGCAGCGGACAAAACACAAUGGCGACAGGGGCGACUGCAGCAGGCGGGACGGGCUCAGGCGGGCCGGCAGCCGGCCCGGUCAGCGGCGGCACCGCAGUGGGACGGAAGAAAGAUGGGGGCCCGUCCUCGAAAUUUUGGGAGAGCUCAGAAACCGUAUCCCAGCUGGAGACGGUGCGGCUGUGGAUCGGGAAGCACUACAAAAAGUAUGUUCAGAACGACUCCCCCUCCAGUAAGACACUGGCUGGCCUGGUGGUACAGCUGCUCCAGUUCCAGGAGGAUGCCUUCGGACGCAGAGUCAACAACCCUGCCCUCACCAAGCUGCCUGCCAAGAGUUUCCUGGAUUUCAAGGCAGGAGGUGCUCUCUGUCACAUCCUGGGGUCGGUCUACAAGUUCAAGAGUGAGCAGGGCUGGCGUCGGUUCGACCUGCAGAACCCCUCCCGGAUGGACCGCAAUGUGGAGAUGUUCUUAAAUGUAGAGAAGACCCUGGUUCAGAAUAACUGUCUGACUCGGCCUACCGUCUUCCUGUCAUCAGACAUCGAGCAGAAACAGGCCAAUAAGCUCAAAGACAUCAUCAAGAGGCACCAGGGCUCCAUCACUGAGGAUAAGUCCAAGGCCACCCACCACAUCUACCCCUCUCCAUCCCAACAAGAGGACGAGGAGUGGCUACGUCCUGUCAUGAGGAAGGACAAGCAGGUGUUGGUGCACUGGGGUCUUUACCCUGACAGCUACGAUACCUGGGUGUCAGCCAGCGAGGUGGACGGCGAUGUGGAGGACCCGCCGAGCUCCGAGAGGCCUUGGAAGGUCCAUGCUAAGUGGGUUUUGGACACAGACGCUUUCAAUGAGUGGAUGAAUGAGGAAGAUUAUGAGGUGGACGAGAACAAGAAGCCGGUCAGCUUCCGCCAGAGGAUCUUCCCCAGAGAGGAGGAGUCUUCCCGUACACCCGAUCGCAAGGAGCGCAAGGCCAACUCCGCCGGCAAGAAGAGGAGGCGCUCGCCCUCGCCGCCCAGCACCCCUGCCGAGUCCCGCAAGAAGGGAGGCAAGAAGGGGAACCCGGGGCCUUACUGGAAGCGACGGGGCCACCGAGGCGAGGAGGAGGACACGGAGGAGGACCUCACCAAGGACAUGGACGACUCCUCAGCUGGCGCCGGCAUGGAGGAGGGCAGCACGACCAAGAACGCAAAUUCAAAGAAAGACAGUGAGAAUACCCCGGUGAAAGGAGGGAAUGUGGCCGAUUUGGAUGACAUGGAGGAUGACUCUGUGCUUUCUGGUGGCAAGGAGGACGAGGAGCAGGGCAAGACUGAAGCCAACCGGCUGAUAGACACCAGCGAGGACAAUGUGACCGAGCAGACCCACCACAUCAUCAUCCCCAGCUAUGCUGCCUGGUUUGACUACAACUGUAUCCAUGAGAUUGAGAGACGAGCCCUGCCCGAGUUCUUCAAUGGAAAGAACAAGUCCAAAUCUCCAGAGAUAUACCUGGCGUACCGUAACUUCAUGAUCGACACUUAUCGGCUAAACCCUCAGGAGUAUCUCACCUCCACCUCCUGCCGCCGCAACCUGACCGGGGAUGUCUGCGCUGUCAUGAGGGUUCAUGCAUUCCUGGAGCAGUGGGGUUUGGUGAAUUACCAGGUUGAUGCUGAGAGUCGCCCGUUACCAAUGGGCCCCCCACCAACCCCCCACUUCAACGUGCUGGCCGACACGCCUUCUGGCCUCAUGCCUCUUCACCACCGACCUGCACAGAUGCCCCCUGCUCAGCCGAUGCUCAACUUUCCAGAGAAAGGCAAAGAAAAACCAACAGACAUGCAGAACUUCGGCCUGCGUCCCGACCUCUACGCCAAGAAAAACCACAAGGGCAAAGGAGCAAGCUCCACCAGGGAAUGGACUGAACAGGAGACUCUGCUGCUGCUGGAGGCCCUGGAAAUGUACAAAGAUGACUGGAACAAAGUGUCAGAACAUGUGGGCUCACGGACCCAAGACGAGUGCAUCCUGCACUUCCUGCGGCUGCCCAUCGAAGAUCCGUACCUUGAGAGCAAUGAGGCCACACUGGGACCGCUGGCCUACCAGCCCAUACCCUUCAGCCAGUCCGGCAACCCCGUCAUGAGCACUGUGGCCUUCUUGGCCUCUGUUGUCGACCCCAGAGUGGCGUCUGCUGCAGCCAAGGCAGCCCUGGAGGAGUUCUCUCGUGUGCGGGAGGAGGUGCCAGCAGAGCUUGUGGAGGCUCACGUCAAGAAGGUGCAGGAGGCAGCUAGGAGCACCGGCAAGGUGGACCCUGCCUUCGGCCUGGAGAGCAGCGGCAUCGCCGGUACGGCCCCUGAGGAGCCUGAAAAGACCGACACCACAGAGGCAGAGAAGAUGGACACAGACUCAGACUCUCAGCAGGGCGAUAAGGCGGAGUCGAAGGACGAGGCGGAGAAGCCCAGUGAGUCGGCGGAGAAAGGCGAAAAGACGGAGGGAGGAGAGAAGGUGAAGAAGGAGGGAGCCGAGGUGUCGGAGCGCGAGGAGGGAGACGCCGAGGGAGGAGAGCCCAAGACGACUGCAGCAGAUAAAGACAAGGAGGAGGCCAUGGAGACGUCGUCCUCAGAGCAAGAGAAGGAAAAGGAGGAUAAGGGAGCAGCAGAGGAGGGAGAGGACAAGAGGAAGAAGCUGGAGCUUGAUGUCGGAGAGGGAAACAUCGCCACUGCAGCUGCCGCCGCCCUGGCAUCUGCUGCUACCAAGGCCAAGCACUUGGCAGCGGUGGAGGAGAGGAAGAUCAAGUCCCUGGUGGCCCUGCUGGUGGAGACGCAGAUGAAGAAGCUGGAGAUCAAGCUGAGGCACUUCGAGGAGCUGGAGACCAUCAUGGACCGCGAGAAAGAGGCUUUGGAGCUCCAGAGGCAGCAGCUGCUGACAGAGCGCCAGGCCUUCCACAUGGAGCAGCUGAAGUACGCUGAGAUGAAGGCAAGGCAGCAGAUGGAGCAGCAAGCCGCCGCCGCCGCCGCUGCUGCUGCUGCCGCCGCCGCCCAGGCUCAAGGACAAGGGCAGGCCCCCGGUCCCGUCCCCGGACCCCACCAUGGGCCCCCUCCCCCACCCAUGCAUCACGGAGGACCGCCACCUCACCAUGGAGGACCGCCACCUGGUGCUGCCAUGCAUCCCGGCUACCCCCCGAUGGGCCACCACCCCAUGGCCCCUCACCACCCAGGACAGACAGGACCAAUGGGACCAGGCCAGCCAAUGCCAGGACGCAUGAUGCCUGUCCCGCCCCCUGGUGGCCCCCCUCCCGGCAGCAUGCCCCCUAUGAUGGCCCCCCGCCACCCUGGAGCUCCCAACGGCAUGUUCCCUGGCCCACCACCUGCACAGCCUGAUGGGAUAGCUCCAGCACCUGUGGGUCCUCCAGCGCCCCCCAGUGGACGGGUGGCAGACAACUAAGAUCUUCACGCACACACACACUUAUACACACACACACAUGCACACACACACUAACUCAGAUCUCUGAAUCUCAGCCCCUCUGCUACUGUUUUGGUAUUUUCCCUUCAACUCCCAAAACUACCAUAGGCUUCGUCACAGCACACACUCAUACACACGCACACACACACACACACUCAGGGCUCAAUGGCAAGGGUGACCCAAGCUUACACACACAUACACACACAAAUACACACACACACACACUUCCUCUCAGGGCACAGCGGCAAGGGUCGUGUAGUAAUAAACACUGUUUUCUGCUUCUGACUGGUAUGACUAACUGUAUUUAAAUAAUUAGGAGACAGAACAAGGUGGCAGAGUCUCUCACCCCCCACCCCCACACCCCACACCCUCCCCUCCCCUGUGCUGUCUGUUUUCAAUGACACUGUAGCCACCUCCCUUCCUUAUUUAACACACACACCUCUCUUUCUCUGGUGCCUCUUUCCCCAUCCAAACACUAGGGGGAGCUAGUCAGAACAGAGGGCCAGUUAGACUUUCAGGGACGUGUGUGGUGUGUAACUUCAGCCGUAACACACACAAAUAAACACACACACAGAGGGGACCUAGACUGCCCUCACACUCUUGUCUCGCCGAGUAUCUACCUCUCGCUCCUCUUGAAAUGAUACACUGUAGUUCUGUGUGUGUGCGUGUGUGCGUGUGUGUGUGUGUGUCUGUGUGUUUUGGGGGCAGAGGGGUGUGUGAUGACUAUUUGGCCUCUCUGUGUCCCGGGUUGGACCAUCAGUGGAUUGUGCACCCAAACUACCCAUGAUUCCUCCUUAGGCCCCUGCAUUCCCCUGCCAUGUACACACACACACAUACACACACACACAUAAAUACACAACCCUAGCCAGGCGUAGCACUGUAACAUACACAUACACACAAGCUAAGCUGGAUGCUCACACUGGAGGCUGCUUGCUAACACCAACUUAGCUAGACCCUGCCGCGAUGCACUGGACUACCACACACACCCACACACACACACACACACACACACACAAUCUCCUGCUGACCUUCAAACAGUCUUUACAGAGCGAGAAGCGGCGAUGAACACACACGCUCUUCCUCAGCGCGGUGGGCUUCUAGCUGUUUUAGGUGCUGAAAUUGUAGCCGCUAGGCCCCGCCCCCACUCGCUGCCCCGCCCCCUCCCGUCCCAGUCCCAAUGCCUAGUACUGCCUACCUCGCUACAGCUCCGCCCCCCUCACUGCCCCAAUGCCUCACACACACACACAUUUUGCUUUCUGGCCACAAGCCACAAUCAAACUUUACACUGCCUUCAUCCCUGUGUAUUAACCUGUGGGAAAAGCACAGUCAGUACACAGUAAUACUGCGCUGGGAAAAAUCUAAAUAACAAAUAAUGUACUUAAAAAGGAUGUAACAAUACAGUAACAAGGAGAAACGAUUAAGUUUUACACAGUUGUACCCUAGAAACCCAUGUCAUCUUUCACACCUCGGUUUGUCUUUGGGCUGAUGCACAUUACAGUUGUGAAAUUUUGCUGUAACAAAUUUCAGUUCAGUUUACUUUCACCAGUUUAAAAAUUUAAAUUUAAAGUGUCAGUCUCGCCCUUUUAUUCUGAAAUGUGUCUUAAAAAAAAAAAAAAAAAAAAAACAACUUUGAAUCAUUUAUAAUUAAUGUAUCAGUGCAGUCAAUGGAUCUUUACACCACUGAUGCACAUUUGUUGCUUUUCAACAACAUAUUUAUUAUGUGUUCUGUUUAACGUAUUGAAAGGUAACACAGAUACAUGUUGUCCUGAAGAAGACACACCUGUUGAAAAGGCAUAUCAUUUUUUUUUUUUUAGAGUGCUAGUACUCACAUUUCAGUGAUGUGAAGCUAAAUAAAAAGGUGGGACACAACCACUAGUGUGAAACCAGCGUUUAGGUUUUGCUUUGCCUUGCUCUUAAGUCACUUUGAUAUUCAUUUGUAAUGGACUUAACUUUGAACAUCGGUAGAUUUGUGUCUAUUUUGAAAAUGGAAAGCUGUGUAACGAGUUUUUCGAAGCAGAUUCCUGUUUGUACUGUGUUGUUCUUCCAGUGCUAAGUAGUAGUAGUAGUCGUCGUCGUCGUCGCCGUCUUCCUGAGGUACUACCACAGUAUUACUGCGUGCUCACGGUGCGUUUCCAGAUGUGAUUGUGGAGUAAGGCAGGUGCAAAGUGAAGUCUUAAGCCCGACCCGCUCCCUCUUCUUCGCUAGCACUGUUAGUAUCUCUCUGCUACCUCUUCCUCAUUCACCCACUAGCUACCUCUUACUAGAAAUCUUCCUCUCGCUGUCUGCUACCUCUGCGCACCCCUUCGCUACCUCUAGCUGCCCCCCUCCCUCCUUUUUUCCACCCGUCUUUUUAUUUCCUUUUUCCUGCCCACAUGACUGCUGCAUCUCCGACUGUUGCCUUCUUCCCCGAGUCCCAAGGGGGGAAGAUAAUAACAUCAUAACAAGAAAAUAACAUCCACAUAUAUACAUAUAUAUAUAUAUUCGCACACAAUACAACACACACGCACACACAUUGUCAUUCACUCACACUCUUGUUCGCCCCCCCUCCCUUCCCCAUUCGAGAUCUUUCCAGGCUGUUAUAUAUUAAAUCACACAAAAAUGUUGGGAAUUCCCUUACAUAUAUAAUCUUUCAUUGCUACUUUUUUGUGUUCAUGGUAAUGUAUUUUUAAGAAUAAACUUUGUGUAGAUGGAAGUUAUCUUUGUUCUUUGGAAGUUUGUAGCGAUUGUUUUUUUUUUUUUUCUUUUUUUUUUCUUUUGUAUGGGGGUCUGUUGGUACUUGGACCUAGACACUGUCAAAUAAACUGUUUUUUGUAUGAGG
Messenger RNA from Myripristis murdjan (pinecone soldierfish), 6271 nucleotides. It is a transcript of the gene smarcc1a, whose product is annotated as SWI/SNF related BAF chromatin remodeling complex subunit C1a. Gene Ontology annotation, molecular function: protein binding. NCBI's taxonomy places the organism in Eukaryota, Metazoa, Chordata, Actinopteri, Holocentriformes, Holocentridae. The coding region runs from base 55 to 3435 and encodes 1126 amino acids. Gene Ontology annotation, cellular component: synapse. Gene Ontology annotation, biological process: cell projection morphogenesis. The transcript has 28 exons. The record is from RefSeq and is a predicted model, not a curated record.